This is a messenger RNA of Cryptotermes secundus, 3645 nucleotides long. RefSeq lists its product as uncharacterized. Gene Ontology annotation, molecular function: heme binding; iron ion binding; oxidoreductase activity, acting on paired donors, with incorporation or reduction of molecular oxygen. The record is from RefSeq and is a predicted model, not a curated record. Lineage: Eukaryota; Metazoa; Arthropoda; Insecta; Blattodea; Kalotermitidae. The transcript is spliced from 12 exons. The coding region runs from base 305 to 3478 and encodes 1057 amino acids.
CUCUCCUACCCUAUUACAGGGUACGUUCUCCUUCCUUGCUGGCCAGAAGCGGCAACCGUUUCGUUUCUUCCAGUAUUACGGCUUCAAAGGCCGAGGUGGACACACGUUUUAUGCCAAGCCAACAAUAUUCUCACUAGAGCGUUCCGCGUGCCGGAGUGCUUUAACACUUAACUCGAGUACAUAACUUGAACACAUAAUAUUCUUUGCUUGAGUUGACCAUAUAAAUUUAAAAUUGCAGAGUAACAAGGAACUGAAAUUCUAAAUAUUAGCUAUUUAUGACAUAUUCUUGUGAUUCUACAGAAAAAUGGCGCUAUCGUUAGAUUGGUUAACGAUCAGUCUGACCCUCUUUCCUCUUCUUUUUAUCAGCUUAUAUCUUUAUUUCGUUCGAAAUUUCAACUUCUGGAAGAAUCUCGGUGUCCCUUACGUCAAACCACUGCCAUUUGUAGGCAAUCUCAAGGAAUGUGCCUUGCAGAAACUAAAUAUUGGGGCACAGCUUAAGAAAUUUUAUGAAGAACACGGUGAUAAGCCGUAUGUGGGGAUCUUCUCGUUCGAUCGGCCGAGUUUGUUGGUUCGUGACCCGAAGUUGGUGAAGAAUAUUCUGGUGAAGGAUUCAAACAACUUUGCAGACCGCAUAGUCCAAGUAGACGGUAAUUCGGACACCUUGUUCGGAAGGAAUCUCUUUAUGUUGAAAGGACAACGCUGGAGACAAAUCAGAGUAAAUUUAACUCCGGUAUUUACGUCGGGUAAAAUGAAGAACAUGUUCUACCUGGUACUUCUUUGCUGUAAGGACCUGACAGACUUCCUGGAUAGGACAACGUCUGGCGGUUCCCCCGUGGACGUGGCGGAGAUGAUGACCAGGUACACGACAGACGUGAUAGCCUCCUGUGCCUUCGGGAUCCAAAGCAACUCCCUGAAGAAUCCUGACGCAGAGUUCCGGAGAUAUCUACGGAAAGUACUCGACUUCUCUGUUAAGAAAGGACUGAUAUCACUAAUAUGGUUCUUCGCACCUUCCUUUAACACCAUUUUUAAAUUCAAAUUUCUGGACGACAGAACGACCGAUUACAUCAGGAAGACCGUCUGGAGUACAGUGGAAUACAGGGAGAAGACUGGGUCAGUACGAAAAGACUUUCUGGAUUCCAUGAUCGAGUUGAGGAACAGGAGCAAACAAGACGCACAAGACGACGUAAUAUCUUCAAAGAAUCAGAAAAACAGCCCCAAAUUCGAAAUAGACGGCGAUGAUUUUGUGGCGCAGGCUUUCGCCUUUUUAAUUGCAGGUUUCGAAACGUCCGGCACAACAAUGAGUUUCGCUCUGUACGAGCUUGCAAUGCAUCCAGACAUACAGCACAGAUUGAGAGAGGAGAUCACCAGGGUGAUGGCUAAACACCAGGGCGAGCUUACGUAUGAAGGGAUGCAGGAGAUGUCCUACCUCGACAUGGUGGUCUCAGAGACACUGAGGAAGUACCCGGUUCUCCCAUUUCUGGACCGGAUGUGUGACACGGACUACAAACUUUCUUCCGCCUCCGGAUAUGGAACAGUAAUACUUCCGAAAGGGACCGGGGUUUACAUCCCGGUACUCGGUUUACAUCAUGACCCACAGUACUACCCAGAUCCAGAUAAAUUCGACCCGGAACGUUUCACAGAGGAAAAUAAACAGAAUCGACCGAACUACACAUAUCUCCCAUUUGGGGAAGGUCCCCGAAUUUGCAUCGGGAUGAGGUUUGGGUUCAUGCAGGUCAAGGCGGGGCUGAUACACAUACUAUCCCGCUUCGAGGUGUCUCCCUGCAAAGACACGCCCCUGGCGAUUGUUUUUGAUACGAAGUCCAUUCUGUUGAAAAUGGACGGAGAGAUACCGAUGUCUUUCUCAAGAAUACACUUUUAUGUCAUAUUUUUGUAUUUCAACUCAACCAUGGUAUUGUUCGAGUGGCUAACGAUAAGUCUGACACUUCCUUCUGCACUCUUCAUUGGUUUGUAUCUUUACUUCACUCGAAACUUCAACUUCUGGAAGAAUCUCGGUGUCCCUUACGCAAAACCCUUGCCAUUUCUAGGCAAUCUCAAAGAAUGUGUAUCGCUGAAAGUUACCAUAGGGAACCAUCUUAAGAAUUUGUAUGAUGAACACGGUGACAAGCCAUAUGUGGGAAUCUUCUCGUUUGAUAAGCCGAGUCUCUUGGUUCGUGUCCCGGAGUUGGUCAAGAAUAUUCUAGUGAAGGAUGCGAAAAUCUUCCAAGACCGUAUCCUCACCGUCAAUGUUAAUCUAGAGCCCAUGUUUGGAAGGAGCCUGCCUAUGGUGAAAGGGCAACAUUGGAGACAACUGAGGGUAAAUUUAACUCCGGUUUUUACGCCGAGUAAAAUGAAGAACAUGUUCUACCUAGUGGAUCUCUGCUGUAAGGACCUGACAGACGUCCUGGAUAGGGUAGCGACUGAAGGUUCCGCUCUGGACGUGAAGGAGACGAUGGCCAGGUACACGACCGACGUGAUAACCUCCUGUGCAUUCGGGAUCCAAAGCAACACCCUGAAGGAUCCUGACGCAGAAUUCCGAAGACACCUACGGAAAGCACUCGACUUCUCAGUUAAGAAAGGACUGGUAUCACUAUUAUGGUUCUUCGCACCUUCCUUUAAUUCCAUUUUGAAAAUAAAAUUUAUGAAUGACACAACGGCCGAUUACAUCAGGAAGACCAUCUGGAGUACAGUGGAAUACAGAGAGAAGACUGGGUUGGUACGAAAAGACUUUCUGGAUUCCAUGAUCGAGUUGAGGAGGAGGGGCAAGACACACAUAAAAGAAGACAUGAAAUCAGCAAAGAAACCGAAAAACGAAUUCAAAUUACAAAUGGAAGGCGAUGAUUUUGUGGCGCAGGCUUUCAUCUUCUUAGCGGGAGGUUUCGAAACGUCCGGCACAACAAUGAGUUUCGCUCUGUACGAGCUUGCAAUGCAUCCAGACAUACAGCACAGAUUGAGAGAGGAGAUCACCAGGGUGAUGGCUAAACACCAGGGCGAGCUUACGUAUGAAGGGAUGCAGGAGAUGUCCUACCUCGACAUGGUGGUCUCAGAGACACUGAGGAAGUACCCGGUUCUCCCAUUUCUGGACCGGAUGUGCGGCAGUGACUACACACUUCCUUCCGGGAAUGGAACUGUAAUACUUCCCAAAGGGACAGGGGUUUACAUCCCGGUAUUCGCUUUGCAUUAUGACCCGCACUACUACCCAGAUCCGGACAAAUUCGACCCGGAACGUUUCACAGAGGAAAAUAAACAGAAUCGACCGAACUACACAUAUCUCCCAUUUGGGGAAGGUCCCCGAAUUUGCAUCGGGAUGAGGUUCGGGUUGAUGCAGACCAAGGCUGGACUGAGCCACAUACUGUCCCACUUCGAGGUGUUGCCCUGUAAAGACACGCCCCUGGAGAUCGUUUUUGAUCCAAAGGCCUUCGUGUUAAAGAUGGACGGAGAGAUGCCGCUGUCUUUCAAAAGGAUACACUUCAAACGUUAAAUUUAUCUGCACAAUAUGUAUCUACAUGUUUAUGCGUAAACGGGUGAAAAGGAGUCUACAUUUCUCGUUUUGUAUCACGUCAUAAUUUUCAGUUCAAAUUGAAUAAGUUACAAGAAUAUGUGAAUCAAUAUACGAGUAUUGUCACGUAUUUAGGGUCGUGACCGAUA